Molecule: messenger RNA, 2580 nt
Organism: Ctenocephalides felis (cat flea)
Lineage: Eukaryota; Metazoa; Arthropoda; Insecta; Siphonaptera; Pulicidae
Product: zinc finger and BTB domain-containing protein 24-like
Exons: 2
Coding region: 156-2417 (753 amino acids)
Biological process (GO): regulation of transcription by RNA polymerase II
Cellular component (GO): nucleus
Molecular function (GO): RNA polymerase II transcription regulatory region sequence-specific DNA binding; zinc ion binding; DNA-binding transcription factor activity, RNA polymerase II-specific
Source: RefSeq, a predicted model, not a curated record
UGCGCGCCCGAUAUGCGCGCGCCAUUAUUAUUGUUUAGCGUGUUUACCAGAUCUAUGUAAUGUCCGAAAUGAAGUGAGUAAUGCGUACAUAAUUUCAUAAGUGUCUAAAAAGUGUUGAUAACUGAAGUAAAUACAUGUAUUUAUAACCCCUCAAUAUGGAUAACUACAAUAAUAUAAUAAACCAGCAAUAUGGAAACAUUGUAUACAGCAAUAACAUGAUGCAAACAAAUAUGCCGAUGCAACAGAAUCCGUCGGAGAAUAUACAACACAUACAAAAUGAUACAAGGUUGCCCCCGAAUCUAAUGGACGCUCGAGGUAUGCAAAUUGAUAAUACUAAUUUGACAAGUGACAGUAGUAUGAGAAUUGCAGAUAACAGAGUUCAAAAUGCAUAUAUACCCAGCGGCGGCAAUACUGGUUAUAAUACAAAUUAUGUUGCGAAUAUGUCAACAAACGCCAAUGAUAUGCAUAUGAAUAUACCCGACCCAAAGAUUCAUGAAAGCAAUAUCCAUCCAUAUGAAGAUAAAUAUAAACAACUGGCUUCUGAGCCUAUUAUGACACCACAAGUUUAUGAGCCUGUAAUGCAACCAGAAUCCAAUACUGAUGUACCUCCAGAGCCUACAGUAACUGACAUAAAUGAAGAUUUUAAAUCGAACGAAGAAAAACCUGAAGAUAAAGUUGAUGUGGCAAAUGAGGCAGACGAGGCAGAUGAAACUCUUCCUGAAGUUGAGAAAAAGGACGAUGAAAGAGAGAUUGACGAGGAAAAAUCACUUGAAGAAGAUAAGGAUUUAUCAUCUUCAAACGCUGAUGUUGAAAUGAAUAUUAAUGUUGAUGAAAAAAAGAAGGAUUUGGAGAAUAAUGAUGAAAAAGAAGAAACAUUGGAGAAAAAUGUUGCUAGUGAUGAAGUAAAAACUGAUGAUAUACCAUCUGAAAUACCUGCAGAAACAGAUGAAUUAUUACAUAAAAAAGAUGAAAUAUCAGAAUCUGAUACCAAAUCUGUCGCUGAUAUUAAACCUAUUGAAGAAGACUACAACACAACAUGUCGAGUAUGUCUAAAGACCGGUCUGAGCGAUCUUAUCGACAUGUGUGAUCAAGAUGGUGUGCUAAAGAUCUUAGAUAAAAUUAUGCUAUGUGCUUCAGUACAAAUCACCAAAAAUGAUGGGUUACCUUGUCACAUAUGUAAUUCUUGUGUAAAUAAAUUACACAUUGCUUAUGAUUUUAAAAUCACUUGUGAGUCUUCAGAUGUUGAGUUAAGAAAAAGACUCAACAUAGCUGUUCCGAAAACUGUAGUGAAGACUGAGUUUGUUCUGAUUGAAUGUGAUGACCAAGAUUAUGAUCUUGAGGUAAGCGAUAGUGAGAAGCCAAGAGCAAAGCGGAGAUAUAAAGAAGAAAGCGAUAUUGAUUUUUUGAGUGAUUCUCAAGAGGAUAGUGGGAGUGAUUCAUCAUAUGGAGUAAACAAACCAAAGUCGAAAAGAAAAUCCAAGAGAAGGACACGAUCGGCUUCAAAGCGUCAAUUGCCCAAACGUGAGAGACGUUCAAAAGAAUGGAAAGAUUCUCCUAUUACAUCCACCCCAGAGGUGUCCCGUAAACGUACAAAAUAUGUCGUUGAUCCUGAUGAUGAUAAACCUUUGAUAACUAUCAAGAAAGUUAAACAACCUGAAGAUAAAGCUUCAAAGCACGCUUGCACUAUUUGCAAUAAGACAUUUCCCUAUCUCAGUUUCUUGAAACAACAUAUGUUAACACACCAGGAUAAAGACCCAAUAAUUAAAUGUAAAUACUGCACAGCUAAAUUUACUACACAGGAAGAAUAUAAGCAACAUACAUUAGACUAUCAUGCUGAAGAUAUGGAUGAGGAUUAUCCUAUAUUACCAAGGAAAAGUUAUAAAAAGUCUAUAAGCAAAACAGAUUCUGGUGCUGAAGAGGAAAAGGAGAAAGAGCGCACUCCACGAGAGCGAAAUAAACAUCACAAAUGCCCAUAUUGUGAAGUAGUAUGCAAAUCAGCUAUGAAGCUUAAAGAACAUAAACGGACACAUGUUGGAGAAAAACCUUUUGUUUGCCACAUUUGUCAAAAACCAUUCAAACAAACUGUGUCCUUGGAGUCUCAUAUCAGGAGGCAUGCUGAAGAUAAGUCUUUGCAAUGUGAUCAUUGCCAAAAAAUUUGUGCUUCAAAGUCUGAUCUCAAUAGGCACAUUAAAACAGAUCAUAGCGAUGUAAAACAUUUUGAAUGCGCAAUUUGCAAUAAAGAAUUUCCUACCAAACUAAAGCUUGACAAACAUGUGUUGAAACAUGAAAAGGAAGAUGAAGAAUUAUCUCAGACAUCAAAGGAAGGUAAAGAAAAGAAAAUACCUUCUACAAAGGAUUUAUUCAAAAGCAUAGCACCUAUCACUUCUACAUACUGGUCUGAUUCAUAUUCAGAUUAAAAAUUAUUUUCAUUUACUUGGUGAAUCACCACUGACUAUUGGAAAUAAAUAGUGAUUCAAUUAUUCAUGUGAUUUACACAAUUAAAAAAUGAGUUUAACAAAAUAUUUUUACUUUAUUUGUGAGUUGUAGAUUGAUUUUAAAUUAUUUUAACAAAUUUGAGUC